GCGCACUAUCCCGCUCAUGGUUGUUGCCACGGUCAGUGAGUGCUGCUGACACCGCUGUGACCAAAAAACAAGCGUGUGCUGUCGGGUGCUGAAUCCACGUUGUCCCAAACCGAGAUGAAAACGGAGUUGGUUGCGCAAACACGAAGUCCUACCAGUAAAAAUCUACCAUUGAAAUAUUUUGGAUGUGUUACCUUGGUUUGGUUCAAGAACUGUAACUAUCUUUUUCCACAGCUGUGCUGAUUUACCUGUAUCUCUGCCACGUCGGACACGAGCUAGCUGAAGGGUCAGAGUUGACUGCAUGAGGAGGCAGAGUUAAGGGAACCUGGUCCUGACCUAGACCCCAACCAGUCACACUUCUAGACCAGAGGUCUGUGGUCCUGUCCUCUAGAGAUGAGGUCCAUCCGAUUGUUUGCCAACGACGACCGCCACGUCAUGGCAAAGCACGCCAGCAUCUACCCUUCGCCAGAGGAGCUGGAGGCUGUCCAGAAGCUGGUGUCCACCGUGGAAUGUGCCCUCAAGCAGGUAUCAGACUGGAUGGACAACCUCAACGCCUCCCUAAGCAAGGUCCCGACCCCCACCACCAGCGAUGCCAAGGAUGUUGAAGACUCUACCGGCACCCGCAGCACCACAAAGCCCCAGAAUGCGUCGAUCCUGUGUGGGGUUAUGCGUGUUGGUCUUGUGGCUAAAGGCCUCCUGGUUAAAGGAGACAUGGACUUGGAGCUGGUCCUGAUGUGCAGAGACAAACCCACCAAACUACUGCUGUACACUGUCAGCGCCAACCUGCCAGUACAACUACAGACGCUGACAGAGGACAAGUAUGAGGUGCGGUCGAGUGUGUCAGAGUCAGCCAUCCAGGUGGUCAACACCAACAGCCCCAAAUUCACCCUGAAGAUUACCCUGUCCUCUCUGGCCAUGAGAGACAAACUCACUGCCACAGAACAAGAGGAAGGCGUGGAGGAGCUUGAGGUGCUGGACGGGCGGCGGUGCCAGGCCGCCCUGGCAACACUCAGACACACCAAAUGGUUCCAGGCCAGAGUGACAGAUCUGAAGUCGUGUGUCAUCGUCAUGCGUAUUCUCAGAGACAUGUGCAACAGACUAAUUGUGUGGGAGCCUCUCAAAGGAUGGCCCAUAGAGCUGAUCUGUGAGAAGGCCAUUGGCACCUGUAACCGGCCCCUGGGGCCCGGAGAGGCCCUGCGCAGGGUCAUGGAGUGCAUUGCCUCAGGGAUCCUCCUCCCAGAUGGGCCGGGAGUUCAUGACCCCUGUGAGAGAGAGCCAACAGACACCUUGUCAGUGAUCACUGGCCAACAGGCUGAGGCUAUCACUCAAAACGCACAGCAUGCCCUACGUCUCCUGGCCUUCGGACAGCUGUAUAAGGUUCUGAAUAUGAAUCCUCUCCCACCAACCAAACCCUCACACAGACUCUCAGGGUCAGACAAAAAAGGAACCUGCCGGAAAAGGCAGCAUGAAGAUGGACACACUAACAACAGACAACUCUUCAAGAAGAUGAAACACAACCUGAUGAGAGUUCUGGACAGUGAGAUGAUGGACCCCAACCACCCCAUGAACGCCCUGAUGAGACUGAACCAGGUCCACCCGGGGCUGCAGUACAAGCUGUUGUCCCAGUCUGGCCCGGUCCACACUCCAGUCUUUACCAUGUCUGUGGACGUACAGGGCACUGUCCACGAGGCCUCUGGCUCUUCCAAGAAGACUGCCAAACUCAAAGUAGCACUUAAGGUCCUACAGGCUCUUGGUUACCCAGCUGGCUUCGAAGUGGACCUGGACUCCCUGAGCGCUGAUGAGAGGUCUGACGGCGAGGGACGCAACCACAGAAGUGAGAGAAACGACAGAAUGUCCACCAGCUCCAGAAGCAACUCUGUCACCUCCACAGACACAUGCGAGUCCCGCAUCCCAGGCCCACUCCUCACGCCAGGGGGCAAGAACCCAGUGAUGGAGCUGAACGAGAAACGCAGAGGCCUGAAGUAUGAACUCAUAUCAGAGACUGGUGGCAGCUACGACAAACGCUUCAUCAUAGAGGUGGAAGUUGAUAAACAGAAGUUCAGAGGCUCUGGGCCCAAUAAGAAAGCAGCGAAGGCUAGUGCUGCCCUUGCUGCUCUGAAGAGACUCUUCUCUGACUCAAAAGACCCCCGCAACAAGAAGAGGGGGCCCAGGACACCGGUGAAGAGAACUGUGUCGUCAACCGUGUCUAUCCCAGUCCAUGCCCACAGCAGGCCUAGAACCAGGCCAGUGAUGCACAGAGCACCUUACAUCAGCGCUCCUCCUACCUAUGGGUACCUCCCACCAGGCUAUGGAGCUCCAUAUGGCUAUGGUCCUGCAGCUCCCUUCCCUGCCUAUGGUGGUUUGUACUUUGACAGUGCCUUUUACCAGCCACAGACAAUUGCUACUCCUAUUAUAAUUCACCUGGGUCCUCAGGAUUUCUUCUGAUCUCGCAGCCAGUGGGGGAUGACUUGACAUUUUGAAACUUCCCGUUUCCAGUCUGACCAGGCUUUAUCUACCUUACUAAGGCUGUCCAAAUUCUCCACCCUUUUCACGUAUUGUGCAAGUGCAUACAAGGGUGGAGAAUCAGGACCCAUCUCUCUGUGCAGACAUCAAUCCAAGAAGGAGAAGAAGCACAACAUUGUCAGGGUUGGAACUUUCCAGUAUGUUGCAAUACUUGACUAUCUUUUAUAUCUACUUGAAAUAGUGGAAAUGUGCUGUUUGGGAAUGGACUUUGCAUAACACUGCAAUAUUCAUGUGAUAUAAACUCAGCAAAAAAAGAAA
Salmo salar (Atlantic salmon) is the source of this 2778-nucleotide messenger RNA. RefSeq names its product spermatid perinuclear RNA-binding protein. The record is from RefSeq and is a predicted model, not a curated record. NCBI's taxonomy places the organism in Eukaryota, Metazoa, Chordata, Actinopteri, Salmoniformes, Salmonidae. Gene Ontology annotation, cellular component: precatalytic spliceosome. Gene Ontology annotation, molecular function: double-stranded RNA binding; single-stranded RNA binding.